GAUUGUGGUAAAGGUUUCAGUCAGAAUUCCAACCUGGUAACACACCAGAGGACUCACACAGGAGAGAAACCCUUUGAAUGUCCUGAUUGUGGUAAAGGUUUCAGGACCAAUUCCAACCUGGUAACACACCAGAGGACUCACACAGGAUACCAAUUCCAGCCUGGUUUCAUUGACUAUUCCAGCCUGGUAAGACACCAGAGGACUCACACAGAGAAACCCUUUGAAUGUCCUGUUUGUGGUAAAGAUUUCAAUAAGAAUUCCGACCUGAAAGGUUUCAGUCAGAAUUCCAACCUGGUAACACACCAGAGGACUCACACAGGAGAGAAACCUUUUGAAUGUCCUUAUUGUGGUAAAGGUUUCUGUGACAGUUCUAGCCUUGUGAAACACCAGAGGAAACCCUUUGAAUGUCCUGUUUGUGGUAAAGAUUUCAAUAAGAAUUCCGACCUG
This is a messenger RNA of Protobothrops mucrosquamatus (brown spotted pit viper), 447 nucleotides long. RefSeq names its product zinc finger protein 774-like. Lineage: Eukaryota; Metazoa; Chordata; Lepidosauria; Squamata; Viperidae. The annotation marks the transcript as partial. The transcript is spliced from 6 exons. Gene Ontology annotation, biological process: negative regulation of transcription by RNA polymerase II. Gene Ontology annotation, molecular function: DNA-binding transcription repressor activity, RNA polymerase II-specific. The record is from RefSeq and is a predicted model, not a curated record.